Pocillopora meandrina is the source of this 1910-nucleotide messenger RNA. NCBI's taxonomy places the organism in Eukaryota, Metazoa, Cnidaria, Anthozoa, Scleractinia, Pocilloporidae. The record is from the annotation of a GenBank genome assembly.
AUGAACUCAGGAAAAGGAAUCAAGAGAUCGGCUCCGAAAAGCGAAGGUAGGGUGCAGCGAUAGACGUGUGAGGUCGAAAACUCCUUUACUUCUAAAGAGUAAUCCAUUUACGAUUAAUAUAUGAUGGUGAAAACAGAAUUGAGUGCAGUAUCACUGCUGUUUAGAGUGCUAGGCUUAUGUCUAGCAACUUUGAUCGGUCAAAUUUAAGCUUUUCGAUGGAUCGUCAAACCAAAAAUACAAAUCUUCUAGGUAUUACAAGGAAGCUUAGAAUUUAAAACUUCACAGGGGGGGUUAUUACCAAGACCUUGCUAGCUACAUAUAAAAACUUUCCAGUUGUUAGUCUCUUUUUCCCUUUGAUUAUAAAUUUCUUGAGCUCUGACUGAAUAAUCAUUGACAUGCAAACAGAACGAAGCUAAUUUAACCAUAUGUCAUUCAGCUAGCUCAUGAUGAAGACUAACUAACUAGAUGUGUAAUGAGCGGUAACACUAACAUGUCUUUUCUCUUUUCAGGUGACAGAUCACGUCAAAGACGCCGAAGAACAGCGUUUACCGACGAACAGUUGGAUCGGCUGGAAGAAUCGUUUGCGAAUGAAAGAUUCCCAGGCAUCAAGAUACGCGAGAAUCUUGCAGGAGAACUUAACAUCGGGGAGGACAGAAUUCAGGUAGGAUAUUCAAAUUCCUGUCACGAUCUUCACCCCACGACACUGAACAACAAGGGAGCAACCUGAAAGAAAACUGUAAACCACGGUGUACUUAAAAAUUCGUGAGAGCCCUGCUGGUCCGUUAGACCGUUUUAUAGAAUAGAUUUAGUGAAUUCUGGCAUUUUCCUCUCAAAAAGUUCGAGGAUGGUCACAAUCAAAUUAUACAUGAUCCAGAAGUAGACAAGUUUCCAUUCAGUCUUCCGGUAAAUUGAGCAACUUAUACCGCAUUCACACCAACACUACAACACGAUUUAAGCUGUUUUGUUGAACACUACUUUUCUUUAAACAUUUUUUUAAAGGAAUUGCCUUCACUGAUGUUUGUUAACUAUUAGUGGAGUUUAGUUUUUACUUUUCUGUUGCUUAUUUUCAUUCACUUUACCUGGCUUGGCUCAUCGUGUUUUACUGGUGUCAAGGCAAUAACCUUCCUGUAGUCUUCCGGUUAAUCAUGAUUAAUUUGAGUCAUAAUUCUUUAGCUGUACAUGGAAUAGUCGUGAUAACACAAGUAGACUACGCGUUCUUUUUCUUUUUCUGCGAUGUUCCGUUCGCGCAAGUAAAAAUGAAAUAAGCGAGACAAAAAUUUAUGUUAGUGUGCUGCGUAAAAAUUUCAGAUUCCGCACGCGAGCUAACUUCGAAAUGAUGGGGUUGCAAGUGGCCUAUAAUGGAAAAGCUAUUUGCAGAGUAAUUGUGCAAUUUUUCUUAACAAAACCUCUUUUAUCUUCAGGUCUGGUUUCAGAACCGUCGAGCUAGAUGGCGUAAACAUGAAAUAAAAAACAAACCCGCUCCAGUUGCCACUGCUUCAGAGAUGUACUUAGACAACCGAGAUUUCAGUGCGCGUUCAAUGUUUCAAGCAUCAUCUGCCAUUAUACCACACAGUCCGCUGACCCAAACGUCUUUCACGCCGUGGAGCCCAUUUUAUCAUCCGUUUACAACAAGCGCUUCCUGGUUCCCACCCGGCGGGCUUCUCGGCCUGGAGUAUUCAAACAUGUCCUGUACUGCUUCUCAAGAUUCUAGCAAGACAUUUGUUCCAAAUCCACGCGGAUAUGUUCCAACACAUCUCUCGUCCAGACCCAUUCCUUCACCUGACUGCUGCGUCACCUCUAAGCCCAAGCUCCAUUCCUCCUCUGACUCGGACAGUGAUGGAGGCCGUCACUCUGUCGAUGAUUACCAAGCCGCUGCUACUUUAGCAUCGUUUUUUCAGCGAGAAAAUUAA